UAUGCAGUCGAAACUUCAAAUGAAUAAGUUUUAGUUUUUAUUAUUACUCAUAAACAUUUUUUAAAUGAAAGUCACUUGAAAAAAUGGAUAAAUUAAAUGCUCUAAUUUGUUGUGGCAGCAAUAAUUGUACCACAACAAACUCACAAGCACAAAUCCCACAGGAACAGGAGUUGCAAAAGUUAAAAACGGAUAAAGAAAAUUCGACACAAAUGAAUAAAAUAAAUCAAAAAAAUAAUUAUGAAAACAAAAAACAACAAAAUGCAGAUAUAAAAAAUCUAGAGAACAACGAUGAAAAUUCUAGUCAGCAACGUCGCUCACAACCAGAAUUCGGAACGCAACACAAACAACAAAUUUCACGGCCACUCUCAGAGGCGAAUUCGGAGUUAAGCUGUGAUUUACUUUCGGACAAUAAUAAUUGCAAAUCCAGUAUCGAGCUAUCAACAAAUACCUCUGGCAUCGGCAGUGCAGAUAAUCGUUACUCCGAUGAGCAAGUUACCAACGGAGAUGAUGUAUUAGACAAACGUGGUAGUGUCAACUCGAAUGAAACUGCAGGAAGUGGUGGUGGCAGUAGCGGUAGUCAUAGUGAUCGGAAACGCGCACUUCCUAAACAUCAACGUCCAUUGACACGAUAUUUACCAAUUUUCUCACCGGAUUUAAAUUUACGCCAUCAUAUCGAAUCAGCUGGACACCAGAUUGCGCUCUGCCCUCAUGUAUUUGUAGAUGCGCACAGCUGUAGGGGAUAUUUACAUAAGUUGGGUGCUACUUUUCAUGGUUGGGCGCGACGUUGGUUUGUACUCGACCGUCAACGUAAUGCCUUUAUUUAUUAUUCUGAUAAGUCAGAACGGAAGCCGAGAGGAGGCGCAUACUUUUCGACAAUUGAUGAAGUUUAUUUGGAUCAUUUGAACGCAUCUAAAAGUGGUCGCCCACACUGCACUUUCAUUGUGAAAACAAAAAAACGCAGCUAUCAUUUACAAGCAGCUUCAGAUGCAGCUGCACGAAUAUGGAUUGAUGCCAUUAUAACCGGAGCUCAAGGAAACUUAGAUUAUUAGCUUUAAAUUAAAAUAUUGUUGUAAGUUAUCUUGUAAGAAUAGCUAAUAAUUUGGUAAUUAAUUUGUAAGUGUAUCUAAUUAUAUUUUUAAUGAAAUCACAGAUUUCUAUUAAUACUGAACCAAAGCAAAAUUAUAUAAAAUUGUAAAAUGAAUGCAUUACAUAUUUAAAUUUAAUCUUAACAAUAGUUAAAGGCAGCUCAUAGAAAUCGAUCAUAAUUUUAGAUCAUAUAUAACAAUGUAUUAUAAAUAAAAUUGUAUAUUAUCUUUAAGGUUAUAUAUUGUGACGUAAACGGUUUUAAUAAGGAGUUUUGAAAGUUUUUAUAAGGAGUUCUUCU
Teleopsis dalmanni is the source of this 1384-nucleotide messenger RNA. Its product is annotated as pleckstrin homology-like domain family B member 2. The transcript is spliced from 5 exons. Bases 84 to 1049 code for a protein of 321 amino acids. Lineage: Eukaryota; Metazoa; Arthropoda; Insecta; Diptera; Diopsidae. The record is from RefSeq and is a predicted model, not a curated record.